AUGCGAAUUGACGCCUUGGUUUUAUCGUCCAUUACUUCACCGACUCCAGCAGUGAAGAUUGACAUGAAUCAAUGGCCAUACUUGAGAGGCAUAGAUUUGGCGGACAACCAGUUUGGUACGCCUGGAAUUAUCGACGUUCUUAUUGGCGCGGACGUGUGGGGGCGUCUCAUAGAGGGUGAAGUCAUCGGUGGAAGACCAGACGAACCUUUUGCCCAGCGUACCCGCUUCGGAUGGGUGGUGUUUGGUCCAGCAGCAGUGACCCUUCCUGCAAAGGAAGCAUUGCUCACACUCACCACUUCGCUAGACAGGGAGGACCACCGGUUGGAGGAACUGGUGUCAAAGUUCUGGCAAAUGGAAGAAAUAGCGGUGGUUGACAAUCUGCCAGAGAACGAGUGUGAGCAGAUUUUCGAUACCACUCAUAGCCGUACCCCAGACGGCCGUUAUAUGGUACAGUUACCCUUGCGGCAAAAGGCAACGGAACUGGGUGACUCGUACACACACGCACUACAGCAAUUUCAUAGACUAGAGCGUCGUAUGGUUGCGGAUCCAGUCCUUAGGGAAAACUACAUUUCAUUUAUGAGGGAGUAUGCAGCACUUGGUCACAUGGAGACAGUACAACCACCUUACAAUCACACCAAUUGCUACUACAUUCCACACCAUGCGGUCACAGCUAAGUUCCGCGUAGUGUUCAACGCAUCGGCACCUACCAGCACUGGAAUCUCACUGAACGAUGUCCAACUGGUAGGUCCAACGCUUCAGGAUUCGUUGAGUAGUAUUCUUUUACGUUUCCGUCGCUAUCGAGUGGCGAUAACAGCAGAUAUAGAGAAGAUGUUCCGGCAAGUGCUGGUUGCACCUGAACAUCGCGACUAUCAACGAAUUAUAUGGCGUGAGUCUCCUGCAGACGAUAUCCGAGUAUAUCGCCUGAAGACUAUAACAUAUGGUAUGGCAUGCAGUCCUUACAAUGCAGUACGAACUUUACAACAAUGUGCUCGUGACAAUUCCGCUGUGGUUCCUGACGUACUACAGGCGGCUCGCGCUCGAACUGCGAUAUUAACUUCGUUUUAUGUGGACGACUUCUUGACAAGUUGUGACAGCGUUAUCGAUGCAGUGGAGCUGGCUAAAAAUGUGGACGCCAUUUUAUCCGCGGGAAAGUUCACGCUAAGAAAAUGGAACUCGAACGAUAGUCAGGUGAUGAUGCGUUUAUCUAAUGAGCAAUCUCUUUCUAGUUAUAUAUUCCAUCCUGGUGAGGCUUCCGUUUUGGGUUUAAGAUGGGACGCACUGUCGGAUCAGUUAUUCUUUCGCGUCGAUCUACGUCAAAGAGGAGAGAUACCCACAAAGCGCCGUGUACUCAGCGAGGUAGCAAGACUCUUUGAUCCUACUGGAUUGUUAGCGCCUGUUAUCGUAACUGGGAAGAUAUUCAUUCAGAGACUGUGGUCUACCGGUCUAUCUUGGGACUCACCAUUACCUGACGAUCUUUGCCGUGAAUGGCUGAAGUAUCGGGCACAGCUUCCAGAGCUUAAUCAAAUACGAAUCGAGCGGUGGAUGGGCAUGAUUCCACGCGUUGAAACAUCAUUUCACGGGUUUUGCGAUGCUAGCUCACACGCGUAUGCAGCGGUGAUUUAUGCGAAGACAUUGCACACAGACGGUUCUGUACGUUUCACUCUUCUGACGGCACGUACCAGGGUAGCACCACUUAAAGCUACUACCAUCCCACGCCUAGAACUUGCGGCAGCGCUACUUCUUACUGAAACAUUCCAGAAUGUGCGGGUUUCUUUGGGACUAGUUGACGUUCCCUACUAUCUAUGGUCGGACUCUGCUAUCGUAUUAUGUUGGUUGAGAAAGGAUCCAACAACACUAAAACCAUUCAUAUCAAAUCGUGUUCGUAGAAUACAGGAGCUGACAUCCCCCACGCGAUGGCAUCACAUUCGUUCUGCUCAUAACCCAGCUGAUUGUGCCAGCAGAGGCAUCACCCCUGGAGAGCUACUAGCACAUCCACUCUGGUGGCAUGGACCUAAGGAAGCAGAGAUGAUCUAUUCGGACAGUAGUGACGUUCCUCUCAGCAAGGAUGAGUCAGAUAUAUUACUCACCGAAAUACGUACAAGUUGA
Molecule: messenger RNA, 2106 nt
Organism: Bactrocera dorsalis (oriental fruit fly)
Lineage: Eukaryota; Metazoa; Arthropoda; Insecta; Diptera; Tephritidae
Exons: 1
Coding region: 1-2106 (701 amino acids)
Source: RefSeq, a predicted model, not a curated record